Messenger RNA from Clupea harengus (Atlantic herring), 1206 nucleotides. It is a transcript of the gene prelid1a, whose product is annotated as PRELI domain containing 1a. NCBI's taxonomy places the organism in Eukaryota, Metazoa, Chordata, Actinopteri, Clupeiformes, Clupeidae. Gene Ontology annotation, cellular component: mitochondrial intermembrane space. The record is from RefSeq and is a predicted model, not a curated record.
UAUAAACCGUUUCACCAGUGUAGACUUUUCAUUGCAGUUUUCACUGUUCUUCCGGAAAUGGCGUCAACCAUGACCUUCCCUUUUCUGAUCACGUCUGUCAUGUAGACAGUUCGGACAAAUGUCCCUGUAAAGUAGUUAUAGAAAAAUGACUUUUACGUAGAUGGUGUUGUCAUUAAGGCUAAUUUGUUGUGGUGGGAGGGAACAUAAACAUUCAGGUGUCAACUGACACUGUUCAUUUUGGGAACAAUGGUGAAAUAUUUCCACUGCGUUGGUCUUCUCAAGAACUCAUGGGACCAAGUCUGCCUGGCAUUCUGGGAACGAUACCCCAACCCCUAUAGCAAUCAUGUUUUGACGGAGGACAUCGUUUUCCGCGAGGUGACGCCUGACAACUGCCUCCUCUCCAGGCGCCUGUUGACCAAAACGAACAGAUCCCCGCGCUGGGCAGAAAAGUUCUUGCCCAAGCAAAUGGCCCGCCAUGCGUACAUAAUUGAGGACUCUAUUGUUGACCCAAAGAACCGGACCAUGACCACGCUCACCUGGAACAUAACUCACGCGCGCCUCAUGUCGGUGGAGGAGCGUUGUGUUUAUGUUGUGAAUCCAGACAACAACAACUGGACAGAGAUAAAGCGUGAGGCAUGGAUCUCCUCAAGCCUCUAUGGACUAUCCAGAGCCAUCCAGGAAUUUGGUCUUGCAAGAUUCAAGACCAGUGUUACCAAGACCAUGAAAGGAUUUGAAUAUGUUUUGUCUAGAAUGCAAGGCGAGACGCCCUCCAAGACGCUGGCAGAGACGGCCACGGAGAAGGCCCGCAAAACGGCCCUGGCGGCCAAGGAGAAGGCCAAGGACCUGACCUCCCAGGCUCAGAAGAAGCAAUACGUUUGAAGGGGGGUUUGGAGGGCCACGGGCCCCCACUAAUGCAACCUAUACUCCCCUCUCCCAUACAUGCACUUGCUACACCGCAGUGCUCUUGAGCAUCCAUCCUCCCUGUGUCUGACCUAGUCAACCCUAUCUGACCUGAGUGCAUCUCCACAUCAGCCUUAUCCCAGGUUAAGACAUGAAGGAUGGAUGGAGAUUUACAUCUUCCUCUAUUUAGUUUUGCUCUGUUCAAGAGUAGUUAUUAUGGGUUAUUAUCAUUAAUCGAGGGUGGGUGGGAAUACAUGUGGGUCUUAAUUUAUCCGUCUUCUUUCCUUUGUAUGUAGAUCUACAUAC